This is a messenger RNA of Lentinula edodes (shiitake mushroom), 700 nucleotides long. RefSeq lists its product as uncharacterized. The coding region runs from base 210 to 611 and encodes 133 amino acids. The record is from RefSeq and is a predicted model, not a curated record. NCBI's taxonomy places the organism in Eukaryota, Fungi, Basidiomycota, Agaricomycetes, Agaricales, Omphalotaceae. The transcript is spliced from 6 exons.
ACAAGAUACAUUCCCAUGGGGUUUUGUGUUAUAACCCUUUUCGCGUAUUUUUCUCCUCUUUGGACCAUAGAGGUAUAUGUAAUCGAUUCGCCAUCGUCGAGUGGGUCCAGACGCUGUUAGUUACUAUCCCUGCUGAAAUUGUACUGUUAAUACGCGUAAACGCAUUGGUCAGUCGCCGUUCUUUGACUAUCGCUCUCUGGGCCAUCAUCAUGGCUCAGUUCGUUAUUGUAAUCUAUGCGAUGAGCCAGCCGGGGCAGAACCUGGGCUUGCCUUUGCCUAAUAUACCUAUUGACCAAUUCCAUGUGUGUAUAUUAUAUUCGAACCCGGAAAUGGACCUGGCAUAUCUCCUGUGCUCUAUUAUAUUUGACAGUAUAGUAUUCCUUACUACGCUUGUCAUCACUGUCGAUUAUGGAUGCUCUGUUUGGCCUAACGGAAGCGACUCUCCAACGCCCUUUGGAGAAGCUAGAUUCCGCCCAGCAAAUUCGGUCUUGCUCUCGACGAUCCAGAGGGAUGGUAUUAUCUAUUUCUGCGCAAUAUUGUCAGGAAACAUCGUUUGGUUGAUUCUAAGUUUGAACGAAAGGCCUGGCUUGAAAUUCAUGAAUACACAGUGAGUCACAUCUGUGGUUAUAGUGCAUAAUGGUUGGUUGAUUCGAGCGGACACAUAGGCCUAGCAUGAUGUAAAGUCUAUUCCACAAGUACC